CCUGGCGUGGGCGCGGCGGGCCCAGGUUAGUUCCUUACACUGAGGUCUGGCUUCUCACACACCAGCUAAAUUGAGCAACGCGAGCGCGAUUCAGAUUACUGCGCUAGCUCAGGAGCAAGCCUUUCGUCGAUUUUCGUAACCUUGCUCAUGGUGACGGUGGAUCCGCAACUGGCGCGAACCCAUGCUAGACCCCGCAUCUAACCAUCGAGUAUCAAACGCUUUAUCGCCCGCGACAUACUGGUAUAGAUAUAGGGCAGCUCUCUCCGAUUCAUGUGGAUGCUUUUUCUUACCCACUUUCCUCGGCUCGAGGCUAUGAUAUCUUAAGCUUUUCGCAUCAAGACCCACACGAUUGAACUACGUUGAAAUGCGAUCACGAACCGGAUGUCUCACUUGCCGUCAGCGGAAGCUGAAGUGUGAUGAGAAGAAACCCGUGUGCGGACAGUGCACCAAGGCCUCAAGAGAAUGCAUUCCAUCCUCAGGCAUUGUCUUCCGCCACCAACACAAUGCCUCCAUGAACGGCGAAGACUCAGGGGACGAGAACUCACUGAAGGGCUUCUACGCUUACAAGAACACAUUCGAUGAGGAUGCCAUUUGGAUGGAUAUCCCCAAGCAUGUCACCUUCAUCAACACCACCAACCCGUACCUGGAUCCCGGGACACCCGACUUUGACACAAUGUCGACAGCUUCCAUGGAGUCGCCGGGGCCCUUUGAGACUCGCUCUUUACCUUCAUGGCGCACACACAGCAACUUUCAUUCAGUUACCAGCACACCAUCGAGCAUGGGGCCUGAGAUGCCUCCUACCAGCGUUCCUUUCUGUUAUACCCCCGACCUAGAAAGCCUACCACCACUGAUGCAGUCACCACCCGCAUCUGUUGUAGGCACCCCACUCUCGCCUCCUCUAUCAUUAUGCAACCGGAGAAUACAUCCCGUUAUGGAGUUCCCCGCUUCCACAGCGUCGCCGCCCAUAGAUCCUCGCCUCAAUUCGCCAUACGACUCCGCCGACCACAUGCACCGUUCAGUUUCGAUAUCAAGCUCACGGCGAUCACCACCUCGCUCGGACGUUGGCAUGCCCACUCAAGAUGACCACGAGAUUGCGUUCCUUCUCCGGUGGUUUUCAGAAGGCCCCGGUUACUGGAUGGACCUAUUCGACCUUGGCACUUACUUCGCAUCUUACGUCCCCGUACAGGCGCGUGACAACCCAUUACUCAAGUACGCGGCUGUCGCCUGUGCUGCGAAGGCUCUUGCUCGUGUCCAGGGCCGUAAGCCUGUCAUGGGAGGUAGUGUGACGCGUCAAGCUAGGAUGGAGCAGUACCCCGAGGCACCAUUGGUUGAUUGGAAGCACAAGGCAGCAGUAUACUAUGAUACUGCUGUGUCACUACUGUUGCACGCUCUCAAGAUGGACGUCGCCUCAUCUCCAGACGAGUCAGAGUGCGAACAAAGACAUCAAAACUCCGCGUACGAUGGGCCAGCACACAAGCGACGACGGACUUCCAGCAACACCUCAUUCGUAUCAAACACCGACGAACUGUUGGCCGCCUCUGCCAUUCUCUGUGUCUAUGAGUUCUUAGACACUUCCGUUUCGGAUUGGGCGAAGCACCUGAAUGGUGCAAAGUCCCUCCUUGUCCUUUCACAAGAGCAUGUUAUGCCAUUACAACUACCGACACCCACAUCAUCGAUGCCAUCCGCAAACUUCAACUUCACAUCAAAAGCUCGGCGAGCAACCUUCUGGAACAUUGCCAGACAAGACAUGCUCGCAGCCUUCAUCAACAAGACCAACACAAGGCUAGACACCGAUGACUUGACGCUGUGGAGAGAGGCUGGCCUCAUGAUUGAUGAGCGAGGCUACAUUAUGCCUAGCAAUACGACAGCAACUGGCUACCCUGACGACGAGAAGGUGAUGAGGGAAGACCUCAUCUGCAACGCCCUAGUCUGGCUCAUGGCCAAGCUAGUUAAUUUCAUGGCUGCGGGAGACGAAGUGUCAAACGAAGCCGGCAUGAGUUGGGCUGGCGUUCCUCAGCGGACCCUUCUGGAUUACUGGUUUAGUCUCCGCAAGCAGUUCCAGGUGUGGCACGACGGACUACCGGUGACUUUCAAACCUUCUGCCAGGGUGGCACCCGCCCAAACAUCCGGACCGAUGUUUAACAACGAUAAUGCCUCCAUGUUUGCAGAGGUCUGGUACUCGAUUCCCAUGUGCGCCUCGACGAUGCAAACCUACCACAUGUCGCAGAUUCUCUUGUUCAUGAACAAGCCACACGAGUCCACCCAGGGGCGCAGCACCGUCGUCGCACGCAUGAACUCGUACCAGUCCGUUCUGGCCAUGUGCCAGAAGCACAGCCGCGAAAUUGUUGGCAUUUCGCUCGCUCGGUCAGAUGAAGCGGUCCGGAUCCACUCUGUGCAGCCCCUGUUCACUGCUGGUCAGUGCCUCAGCGAUGCUCGAGAGCGCCAAGUCGUGUUGCAUUUGCUACGAGACAUUGAGUCGGACAUUGGUUGGGCGACCGACUACCGUGUGCGCCAGCUAUUCGAGCAGUGGCAAGGCGAAGAAUCAGAGGGCCUGGUACCAUGAGCACUCCACUUGGAGGCAUCAAAUCAGCCACAAACUUUGACCCCUGGAUACUUAGCAAGCCCGCCGCCAGCCUGCUGUCAGCCUCAGCCAUGUCUCUAGGUACCUCCCGACAGCUUAGUCUGGGAUGCAGAGGUCCUGCUACGAAGGAGCCACUAGCGUUCGCCUGGCCCUUGUCCAUGGUGCGGGAACUAUCGGAAGACUAGAGCAACACGAACUGUCAUUCCAAGCCGACACAUGUUGCCAGGCCCCUUUGAGCGCAGCGCCGAUGAUCGGAAAGGUCUGCUGCAAUGCGACCGCACGGGCUGCAAGCUUCAGAUUACUGAAGAGACGUGUGUAGAAAGAAGAUUAGAUAGCUAGAAGAAACCAGGAUUGCGGUAUCAGCCCAUUCCAACCUAGAUAG
This is a messenger RNA of Alternaria rosae, 2963 nucleotides long. RefSeq lists its product as uncharacterized. The transcript is spliced from 3 exons. The record is from RefSeq and is a predicted model, not a curated record. Gene Ontology annotation, biological process: positive regulation of transcription by RNA polymerase II. Gene Ontology annotation, molecular function: transcription cis-regulatory region binding; DNA-binding transcription factor activity, RNA polymerase II-specific; zinc ion binding. NCBI's taxonomy places the organism in Eukaryota, Fungi, Ascomycota, Dothideomycetes, Pleosporales, Pleosporaceae. Bases 365 to 2563 code for a protein of 732 amino acids. Gene Ontology annotation, cellular component: nucleus.